AAGGAAGGCGUGGCCCAUUCUAUACCGGGAUCACACGGCAUUUUAUAUAUAAAUUGAAACAUUCUAUAAGUAUAAACAACUUUUUAGAUAACAUACAUAACAGGGUUUCCUUUGGAAAAUGAAGACGAAACAAAACUGCGACAAAUAAACAUAAAGAGCAACUUUGACGCAUUUCCAGAUGGUGGAGCUUUUGAUAUUAGCACUGUCAUUGACAAAGGUAUAGAAGUAAAUGACGCUCAAGCUAUGCAAGACUUUGCUGUGUAUAAUGCAUUCAUGACUUUUGAGAACAAAGAUGUCAAAGCGCUGAUGGAAGAUCCCAAACAAGAGUUUGAUCUCGUGAUUGCUGAUUUAUAUGAAACUGAAAUAUAUGCUGCAUUUUCAGCACUUUACAAUUGUCCGAUGAUUUGGAGUUAUUCCAUGGGAGUACACUGGCAAGUUUUACGGCUGAUCGACGAACCGACCAAUCCGGCGUACACAGCUGACUACCUCUCGUUUAAUUUACCACCGUUUAAUUUUAUUGUGAGGCUUCAGGAAUUAUGGGCGCAGAUAAAGUGGCAAUGGAUAAAAUGGUAUUCAACCACACCAAAAGAAAUAUAUACAUAUGAGAAAUAUUUCGGCCCACUUAUAGAGAAACGAGGCAGAACAUUGCCGAAUUAUCAUGAGUUAAUUUAUAAUGCUUCGAUGAUACUGGCCAAUGACUACAACGCGUUCGGUAAUAUACCGAGUACCCCACAAAACUUUAAGUUGAUUGGUGGCUAUCACAUUGCAACUCACACACAACCACUGCCGAAGGAUUUGCAGAGUCUAAUGGACAGUUCAACAAACGGUGUUAUUUAUUUCAGCAUGGGUUCAACACUAAAAAGCAAAGACAUACCUAAACCUAUAGUUGAAAAUAUUCUAAAAAUAUUUGGGAGUUUAAAGCAAACUGUAAUAUGGAAGUUUGAGGAGAAACUACAUAAUUUGCCCAAAAACGUACAUAUCAUGUCCUGGGCACCACAACCAAGCAUUUUAGCUCAUCCAAAAUGUUUAUUCUUCAUCUCCCACGGAGGCCAGUUGUCAUCGAGCGAGUCUGUUCACUUUGGAAUACCUAUCAUCGGCAUACCGAUUUAUAUGGACCAAUUCGUGAACGUAGAGAAAGCAGUCAGUAGAGGUUACGCUAUCAGAGUUCAUUUUACUCGUAAUUUAGCGAGCGACUUGAAAACAGCUAUUGACAGGAUGCUUAAUGAGCCAAAAUACAGGCAGAGGGCAAAGGAGCUGUCAGCCAUAUACCACGACCGGCCGGUGUCGCCGGGCCGCGAGCUGGUGCACUGGGUGCGGCACGUGGCGAGCACGCGCGGCGCCGCACACCUCCGCUCGCCUGCGCUGCACGUGCCGUGCUACCAGAAGUACUACCUCGAUCUGAUUUUUUUACUUACUAUAGUCAAUAUAACCUUCUUUGUUGUAAUAAAAAUUAUUUAUAAGAAAUGUAAGAGUAAAAAGAAAGAAAAAAAAAGUAAUUAAAACCGUUUCAAAAUAUAUUAAAGAUUUUGAAACGGUUAAAGAUUAAAAGAUUUCCGAUUGUCAUCUCAUUUCGGUAACGAAGGUUCAUUGAAAGACAAACAUUUGAAUACAAUUUAUAUUAAUAACAUAAUUACAUAUAUUUAAUGUCAAAAAAUAAAACUUAUUGUUUAAUCGGAAUCACAAAUAAUAAUACUAGGCAUUAAUACUUAACAAUAUUCAAUUAAUUAUAAUAAAAAUUGUAUUAUCAUUUUUUAUAUUAAAUGUAAAUUAAUUAUUCUCAAUUAUUCGUUAAUAAAGAUGUAUUCGAUUAUUUAAAAAACUGCAUUGU
This is a messenger RNA of Galleria mellonella (greater wax moth), 1828 nucleotides long. RefSeq names its product UDP-glucosyltransferase 2-like. Gene Ontology annotation, molecular function: UDP-glycosyltransferase activity. Bases 244 to 1500 code for a protein of 418 amino acids. The transcript has 7 exons. The record is from RefSeq and is a predicted model, not a curated record. Lineage: Eukaryota; Metazoa; Arthropoda; Insecta; Lepidoptera; Pyralidae.